AUGAACAUCCUAUUCAUAGAGGCUUUGGAACAGAUGCAAACUUAUCGGAAGUUCAUGAAAGAUAUUCUAUCCAAGAACAGUAAGUUAGAAGAAUUAGAGAUGGUAGCACUUAAUGAAGAGUGCAUCACAGUCCUGCAAAAGAAACUACCACCCAAGCUAAAAGAUUCGGGUAGUUUCAACAUUCGAUGCUCGAUAGGGGGUUCGAUACAAACAAAAGCUUUAUGUGAUCUGGGAGCUAGUAUCAACUUAAUGCCCCUAUCAAUGUUCAAAAGAUUAAAAUUAGGAGAAGCCAAGGCCAUCACAGUAACUUUACAAAUGACAGAUCUUUCUUUGACUCAUCCUCAGGGUAUAAUUGAAGAUGUUUUGGUAAAUUUUGGUAAGUUCAUCUUCCCUACUGAUUUCUUAAUACUUGACAUGGAGGAAUAUCAGAAUAUUCCUAUCAUUUUGGGGAGACCAUUCCUAGCAACAGGAAGAGCAUUAAUUGAUGUACAGAAGGGGGAGUUAAAGCUGCGUGCUCAAAAGGAAGAAGAAACUUUCAAGGUAUUUAUCGCAACUGAAAUUCCUACUUGUAGUCGACUGGAAGUUGUAAGGGAUGGUUGA
Cannabis sativa is the source of this 600-nucleotide messenger RNA. RefSeq lists its product as uncharacterized. NCBI's taxonomy places the organism in Eukaryota, Viridiplantae, Streptophyta, Magnoliopsida, Rosales, Cannabaceae. The transcript has a single exon. The coding region runs from base 1 to 600 and encodes 199 amino acids. The record is from RefSeq and is a predicted model, not a curated record.